This is a messenger RNA of Entrophospora sp. SA101, 1182 nucleotides long. Lineage: Eukaryota; Fungi; Glomeromycota; Glomeromycetes; Entrophosporales; Entrophosporaceae. The record is from the annotation of a GenBank genome assembly.
AUGAGCAGAGAAGGUAUAAAAAAUUAUUAUCAGACUAAAAUUGAGGAAGCGGAAUUAAUUAUAAAUGAAAAAACACAAAAUUUAAGACGUUUAGAAGCUCAAAGAAAUGCAUUGAAUGCUAAAGUCCGUUUGUUAAGAGAAGAAUUACAACUCUUGCAAGAACCUGGUUCAUAUGUUGGUGAAGUUGUGAAAUUAAUGGGUAAAAAAAAAGUUUUGGUUAAAGUACAUCCGGAAGGAAAAUAUGUUGUUGAUAUUGCACCAGAUAUUGAUAUUUCACAGAUAACACCAACUUGUCGAGUAGCUCUUCGUAAUGAUUCGUACACACUUCACAAGAUUCUGCCCAAUAAAGUUGAUCCAUUAGUAUCAUUGAUGAUGGUAGAAAAGGUCCCCGAUUCAACAUAUGAGAUGGUUGGUGGAUUAGAUAAACAAAUCAAAGAAAUCAAAGAAGUAAUAGAAUUACCAGUAAAACACCCCGAAUUAUUUGAAAGUUUGGGAAUUGCACAACCAAAGGGUGUAUUGUUAUAUGGUCCUCCUGGAACUGGUAAAACUCUUUUGGCCCGUGCAGUUGCUCAUCAUACAGAUUGUAAAUUUAUUCGUGUAUCAGGUUCAGAGUUGGUACAAAAAUAUAUUGGAGAAGGAAGUAGAAUGGUCAGAGAAUUAUUUGUUAUGGCAAGAGAACAUGCACCAUCCAUUAUUUUCAUGGAUGAAAUAGAUUCAAUUGGAUCAUCACGUAUUGAAUCGGGAUCUGGAGGUGGUGAUUCUGAAGUGCAAAGAACAAUGUUAGAAUUGCUUAAUCAAUUAGAUGGAUUCGAACCUACAAAAAACAUCAAGGUUAUCAUGGCAACAAAUCGUAUCGAUAUACUUGAUCCUGCACUACUAAGACCUGGUAGAAUUGACAGAAAAAUCGAGUUUCCACCACCUUCUGAAGCUGCUCGUGCUGAUAUUUUAAAAAUUCAUUCACGUAAAAUGAAUCUUACACGAGGAAUUAACUUACGUAAAAUAGCAGAAAAAAUGACAGGUUCUAGUGGAGCUGAAGUAAAGGCUGUUUGCACAGAAGCAGGUAUGUAUGCACUUCGUGAACGACGUGUUCAUGUCACGCAGGAAGAUUUUGAAAUGGCGGUAGCCAAAGUAAUGAAGAAGGGUGAAGAACAGAAUGAAAGUUUAAGAAAACUUUGGAAAUAA